Molecule: messenger RNA, 9332 nt
Organism: Fukomys damarensis (Damara mole-rat)
Lineage: Eukaryota; Metazoa; Chordata; Mammalia; Rodentia; Bathyergidae
Gene: Sestd1
Product: SEC14 and spectrin domain containing 1
Exons: 22
Coding region: 471-2561 (696 amino acids)
Source: RefSeq, a predicted model, not a curated record
GAAAUUAGUCAGGACUCCAGGCAAGCUCGAGAGCAGGUGAGGUCAGACAUUUGAAGUCUAGAUAACAGACUCCAUUCAGAAUCAAUUCAAGUUCAAACCCUCUGUGAACCCUUCGCUAGACACCUGGUAGUGACUCACCUCUGGGUCCAGAAUCCAAGAUCCAAGAGGAAGUAUUUUUGUGUAUUUCGUCCAUAUUGCAACCCCAGCAACUAAAACAGAGUAGGUGCUUAAGAAACACUUGUUGCCUGAAGAAGUGAAUAAAUGCGCAGGUUUACACAAUUAGGAAACUGCAAAACCAGGAUUUGACCACGUCACUCUGAAUUUUAAACCCAGAGAUGUUUCUACCAAUACCAUCCAUAAUGACCCACCAAAUAGGAGACCCCAUUAUUGGCAAGGCAGGGCUGUGACAUAUUUGGCUCCAGCAGGUGGCAUGGUGCCUGAAAUGGAAGUGAGGACAUUGACUGGGUGAAAUGGACGCCUCAGUAAUAUUACCCAUUCUGAAGAAAAAACUGGCCUUCCUUUCAGGAGGAAAAGACAGACGAAGUGGCCUCAUUCUGACAAUUCCAUUAUGCCUCGAACAAACAAAUAUGGAUGAAUUGAGUGUCACUUUGGACUACCUGCUCAGCAUUCCAAGUGAAAAGUGUAAAGCUAGAGGAUUUACUGUGAUUGUGGAUGGCAGAAAAUCACAGUGGAAUGUGGUGAAAACAGUAGUCUUAAUGUUACAGAAUGUUGUUCCAGCUGAAGUGUCCCUUGUUUGUGUAGUAAAGCCAGAUGAGUUCUGGGAUAAGAAAGUAACACAUUUUUGUUUUUGGAAAGAAAAGGAUAGACUUGGCUUUGAGGUCAUUUUAGUGUCUGCCAAUAAACUGACUCGUUACAUUGAGCCAUGCCAGUUAACAGAAGAUUUUGGUGGGAGUCUCACCUAUGAUCACAUGGACUGGUUAAAUAAGAGGCUGGUUUUUGAGAAGUUUACAAAGGAGUCUACUUCAUUAUUAGAUGAACUUGCUUUGAUUAACAAUGGAAGUGAUAAAGGAAAUCAGCAAGAGAAAGAAAGGUCUGUGGAUUUAAACUUUCUUCCAUCGGUUGACCCCGAAACAGUUCUUCAGACAGGACAUGAAUUGUUAUCCGAAUUACAGCAGCGUCGAUUUAAUGGCUCUGAUGGAGGUGUCUCAUGGUCUCCUAUGGAUGAUGAACUGCUUGCACAGCCACAGGUUAUGAAAUUAUUAGAUUCACUCCGAGAGCAGUAUACUCGCUACCAGGAAGUUUGUAGGCAGCGUAGUAAGCGCACACAAUUAGAAGAAAUUCAACAGAAGGUGAUGCAGGUUGUGAAUUGGCUUGAAGGGCCCGGAUCUGAACAGCUGAGGGCCCAGUGGGGGAUCGGUGACUCUAUCAGGGCUUCCCAGGCCCUGCAGCAGAAGCAUGAAGAGAUCGAGAGCCAGCACAGUGAAUGGUUUGCCGUCUAUGUGGAGCUUAAUCAGCAGAUUGCAGCACUGUUGAAUGCUGGAGAUGAGGAAGAUCUUGUGGAGUUGAAGUCACUGCAGCAACAGCUUAGUGAUGUUUGUUAUCGACAGGCCAGUCAGCUGGAAUUUAGGCAGAAUCUCUUACAAGCAGCUCUAGAAUUUCAUGGUGUUGCCCAAGAUUUGUCUCAGCAGUUGGAUGGCUUAUUAGGGAUGUUGUGCGUAGAUGUAGCACCAGCUGAUGGAGCAUCGAUUCAGCAAACUUUAAAACUGCUUGAAGAGAAGCUGAAAAGUGUUGAUGUAGGACUGCAAGGUUUGCGUGAAAAAGGUCAAGGUCUCCUGGAUCAGAUCUCCAAUCAGGCAUCCUGGGCCUAUGGAAAGGAUGUAACCAUUGAAAAUAAGGAAAAUGUGGAUCACAUACAAGGAGUGAUGGAAGAUAUGCAACUUAGGAAACAAAGAUGUGAAGACAUGGUAGAUGUGCGAAGGUUAAAGAUGCUUCAGAUGGUGCAGCUAUUUAAAUGUGAAGAGGACGCUGCCCAGGCUGUAGAAUGGCUAAGUGAACUUCUGGAUGCUCUCCUUAAGACCCACACCAGACUGGGAGAUGAUGCCCAGGAAACGAAAGUUUUACUGGAAAAGCAUCGAAAAUUUGUCGAUGUUGCACAGAGUACUUAUGACUAUGGUAGACAGUUGCUGCAGGCCACAGUUGUGUUGUGCCAGUCUUUGCGCUGCACCUCCAGGUCCUCUGGGGAUACGCUUCCUCGCCUAAACAGAGUGUGGAAACAGUUUACAAUAGCAUCUGAAGAAAGGGUGCAUAGGUUGGAAAUGGCUGUUGCAUUUCACUCAAAUGCCGAAAAGAUUUUGCAAGACUGUCCAGAAGAGCCUGAAGCUAUUAACGAUGAGGAGCAAUUUGAUGAAAUUGAAGCAGUUGGGAAAUCCCUUUUGGAUAGGUUAACUGUUCCUGUAGUUUAUCCGGAUGGAACCGAACAAUAUUUUGGGAGUCCAAGUGACAUGGCUUCUACUGCAGAGCACAUCAGAGACAGGAUGAAACUAGUUAGUCUCAAAAGGCAGCAGCUGAGACAUCCUGAAAUGGUGCCCACAGAGAGCUAAUAGCUACCAGCUUCCCACAGACCUGCAGCUCAUCCUCCUGCACGUCGUCGGCCCACUGCAGCAUUCGCCACAGUACAGUAGGAUGCAUCUCACAGCAGGAUAAGCCUCAUUUCUUCCCACACCACACUUCUCUCUAUGUGCUAACACCUCACAGCUACCAAGGCAUAAUUAUUUAACAUGCUUUGAGACCACAAACUCCAGGUAUCUUAAAAGAAGGAACUGUAAACAUUGCACUGAAAACUUGCUUUCAAGCUUUACCUGACCUGUCAGUUUGUAGAUGAACAACUGAUAAUAAGCUUUGAAUGGUGCUAAUAAGAGUUUAGAAAUUCUCUCUUUUAGAAAAAAUGGCUGCCCUUCCUUCCCCGGUGAUGUAGUAAAUUUAGUUAUAACUAAACUGUUACUAGUAGACAGUGGCAUUCUCAAAAUUUUAAUUUGUAAUUCUUCAGAAUUGAUUAUUUUUAUUGUGUUAAUAUUGAGAAAAUCCUUCAGAUCUUUGAUAUAUUACAUUCAUUAAAAGACAUUUUCCUAUUUGUAUUGAUAAUGUAUUAAAACUUGUUUGUGCUUAAUAAAAAUCUUCUUUAAACAUCUUAAUUUGGUAGUUAUAUCCUAUCUUCAAACAUGAGUGCCUUAUUAAAAAGGGCAUUCUUAAGAUUGUGGGGAUGAUUUAAUAAUCAUUUUUUCAUGGUGGUUGCAUGUGUCUUAGCCAGGAAAUUCAUAUGUAAGCAUGUAUAUAUAAUAAGCAUGUUUUAUCAUGAAAAGUAAUUGUGAAAAACAACUUAGAUUUUUAAGGACAUCUUAAUAACAACACUGUUUCUAAUUUUGCUCUCCUCCAGCUUCAAAAAUACUGUCCAAAUUAUUAACUACCCUGAAGAUAUUGUAUCUUUAGGGGAGGAGGGUUAAGGAAGAAGGCAUUCACAAUUUACUUCAGUGUAAUUAAUCUUUUAUAUCAGAAUAAUAUUUCUGGAACUAAAACAGCAAUUGUUAAUACAAUUAAUUUCUCAUGACAGACUAGAGGCAAAAUCAAUUCUGAAAUCUAAUCACAGCAUUGUAUAACUCCUUUAGAAAUAAAAUUUAUCAUAAAAUGCUAGUCCUUUUGUUUGUAGUUUCAAUUGUAAAAUGCAUAAAAUUUAAUUUUUAUGUUAAUUUUUAUUUUAGAUUAUGUUAAAGAUUUAAAAAAAUUUCAGGCUUUCAGUUAGUAUAAAACUAGGCCAAGAAUUGCAUCCUGGUUCCUUUGUAUGGUCUACAGACUAGCUCAUGUAACCUCUGAUGCAAAAGCCUCCCUGAGUCUGCUGGCUUCUCUGGCCUCUUCACUGCCAGACUUCUUGGAGAAGUCCCCAUCUGUUGUCCCCACAUCGUCAGCACCCCUACUCAGCACCUGGCAGACCGGUUUUGCACAGCACUGUAACAGCACUAUUCUUUGGAAAGUCAGCAGUGGUCUUCCAGUUCGCAAAUUCAGUGUUUUUCCUUAGGCUGCGUUCCUUACUCUUCAGUCUUUUUUGUAACAUUUGAACUUUGAGCAACCUUGCCUAGACAUUGUCUUCUCCCUCAGAGAUGCUAUCCUGUGUCUAUAACUGUGAGUAUAGGUUUGUCUUAGUUAAAAGAUGUCUUCUAAACAUGUACUUUCUCAGAGUCUGCCCUCAAAGUUCUGUGGCUCUUUCUAAGUAUCUCAUCCUUAGGCCUUCUCUUUCAUCCCAGUGUCCUCCGUUACAGUGUGGUUCAAAGUGCCAGACAACACUUUCAACUGCCUACUUUACAUUUAUUUCAUCCUACAGGGGGAUUUGUCAUACAUGCCACCUUUCUUCUCUUCGAAUAAUUUUGUUUAAUGGUGCAACCUUUUUUCCUAGUCAAACAUGCCAGGAUCUGGGGCAAAAUUAAGCUGUUCCCUCUUAUGCUGCCACUGCUUCCAAGAGCAUCCAGGAAGUUCUUUCUAUACUUGAUAAUACUCUUGGCCUUUUAGGACUUUAUUCCUAUGAGUAGGAACUUUUGUGCUGCUUCUUUUCAGUCUUCAUGAUGGUGCUAACCAUGUUCUACAGUGCUUAUGUCUCCUCCUGCUAUACUCCAAGCUCUUUUGAGGGAAUGGUAUUAUCCUACUUGUUCUAGUUUCAGGCUUCUGCUCAUAGGCACUCAGUUCUUCUACCCUGGAUUCUAUUGUAAGUACUUGGAAUACUUGUAUUUUGGAACUCUUGUAUUACAGUCUGAAGUGUGUUUUAGACAUAUCUAUUUCCUAAAAUUAGGACUGAUUUAUGAAUGAAUCUCCAUAUAAGAAAGUCACUUGGCAUUUUACUUGCAUAGGUAGUUACUUAGAUAUUUAGUUAUUAUAUUCUAUGUAUAUUUCUUCUACUGAAUGUCAGAGUCAUUAGAAUGUUUUUAUUAUGACUUUGCUAAAAGAGGGACAUCUUACCAUCAACUCAUGGACUUGUAAUUGCUAAAUAAAUAAAUUUUUAUGUAUCUUAAGUGCUUCUGUCCACAAAAAGAGUAGUAUAAGGCAUCAUCUGGAAGUAUUACUUGUAAUUUCAGUAUUUUACAUGAAAAUAGAUAUGCUUUUAGAAAAAUAACAUUGUUCUUCAUAUUGAAAUUUUGCUGCAACUUUCUGUAAGCAUAUCUGUAUAUACAGGUAGAGUUAUAAAUGAAAACCCAGCAGUGCCCUAUGAUUGGAUUAAUUUUUUUUGUUUGGUUUGAGAGACCCCCUUUUUUUUGGCCUUUUUACUGCAUAUUUGCUUCUGUGUAAACUCAGUAUAUAAUGCAGUUUGACAUCUGUUCUUCAUACGUGUCUAACUCAGUGAAGUUAGGAUGUACAGAUGAUAACUUCAUUUUGGCUUUAUUUCUAGUCCUCAUUGUUGGUGACCUUACUCUGCUAGGGUGAUUCACUGGAAAUAUUGAUGAAAUAAAUGGCUAAGCCUGCCAGCUGGGAAAUUGAUGACACAUCUAGGUUUCUUUGCUAGAUAGAAAAUUGGAUACUUCUUUUACUUUAUAGGGAGUUACGUUGGCUACUGAGCUUCUAAAUGUUACCUAGUCUUAAUGUGUUUGUUGCUUCAUUGCCUUAUCAGCUGCAGUAUGCUGUUUAGUUUAUUGUUACUAGUGUCAUACUCCUUAAUAUGAACAUAACAAGUUACUUUUCUGAUAGUGCUAAGCAAACUGUGUUCUCUGAUCUAAACCCUUUGUAGCCAAAGAUAUGAUUGUGAGGUUGGGUGAAAAUGUGCAGUGUACAUUUGAAAAAACAAUUCAAGAGCUCUCUACUUCACUCUAAAUUACUUGCCAGUCCUUACAUACUUCUCCUGUCCUCAUAUCGUACCUAAAGUACACAGGGCUAUAGUAAAAUACCAUGGCUACUAAAAACAAAAUAUACUAUGACUGCUAAAGUCUCCUAUAUCACAUGUUGAACCCAUAGAGAUAAUACAAGCAGAGAAGUACAGAUUUAACAUUUGGCUUCACUACGUGCUUCAAGAAAGUCUAGGUUUUCCUAAGAAGUAUAACUAGUGGCAAAAAUUGUAGUGGAAUGGUCAUAAAAACUAAAAUAACUGUAAUGAAUAUAGUAGUUUGGAAUUUGAAUACAGUACUUGACUUCAAAAUAUGUUUUUACCGAUUACUGGGACUCUAGAUACAAAAAAAAGAUCAAUGAAUUCCCCUGAGACAUAAAAUAGUGAACUCACCAAGCAAUUAAAAUAAUUAAAUCAUUUAUUAAAAAAGUAUACAAAAUGGACAGUAUCAUUGCUAUAAUUAUCUUUUUAGAGUAAAAAUACCAGGUCUUCUUUGAUCUUGCUGUUUCUCAGAAGAAUGGAAUGGUGGGGAAAUGGCAAACUGUGAAUGUUGACCACUGCUUUAGCCUGAUCCUUCACUCACCCCCAUUUCACUAGUAUAAAGCAAAACGUACAUUCACAGUUAUAUAUCUGAACUCCUAUAAGCAGAGUUGGUGAGUUUAUCAGUAGUACAUAAUAAGGCUUUGAAAAUGACAAAUUUGCUGUUUUAUUGGAAGAUGAUAGACCAGUAAUACGAAGACUGAUGGAUAUGGUCUGUUUUGAGAGUGUCAGAGUAUGACACAACUCUCAAUUUAAAACACACAUAAAAGAAAAUCAUAGUUGGAGGGUGUAUUAAUAAGCCACCACUAACAUGUAGAAACAAGAAAAAUCUAAGGCUGUUAGGAUAUUUAGAAAGUAAUCCAGUAACGAGGUGAAAAAUUUUGCAGUCCACCAUUUGUGCUGGGUAUGGUUAGAGAAGAGACAGCUUGACAAACUCAGGCAGGGAUGAUGAACAGAAAAACCUAGUCCCAUGUUAGACUCAGAACUGAGGAUAUUCCACAGUUAGCAUGAAUACAGGGGAGGCCUUUAGACUGAAAAAGGUCUGUGGAUAAAAUGCUGAAUAUGAGUCACCAAUACAGCAGUAGGUUAAAGCAACUUGAAAGCUUGAAAGUAAACACUAGUCCUUCUACUUCAAGAAAAAGCAGAACCUGUACUAGGACAUAAAGAACUUGGACAUGAAAAGGAAGCCAGGCCUGUAGCUAAAUAUAUUGAAAGCCAGUGAGUUUUUCAAGAAUCAGGAUUAUUUUUGUGAGCUCUUUAUGAGGCAAUAUGCAACAUGUAAUUCCUAUAUGUCAUGAUAUAGGCAUUCUUACCAUGCAACUAAAAAUAACCACUAACUGCCAGUGAUUGAGAGGUGGUGUGAGAGGUCUUAGUCAGGUGUGUGGAUAACUAUUUCUGACAAAAGGGCUUCUGAACUUUGAAGUAGCUUCCUACUAAACUUCAAGGGGGCUUCUCAGAAGUAUUUACAAGUCGAAUGCCACAUCUGCAGGUGUCCAAAUGCAGCUCUUUUUAGAAACAGGAUGAUUGAGCUGCCUCCCCACUGAGAAUACCAUAUGUGAUCAAGCCUCAUGUCUUUUAUGGUUACCAUUCUUUUUUAGUCUAGAAGUUAAGGUGAGAUCACUUCCUAUACUUAACUUUUCUUUAAUGUUUCUUUGUCUGAAGUCUGGUGUUCCACAUGACCAACGAAUUUGCUCAGAUUAUGCAAUCGGAAUAGGUGGGGCUUCUUCCUCAGAUGUAAGAGGAUCAGGAGAGCACUUUGGCAGUCUUGAACCAGGGUGGAUUUGAGGUGAUUGCUUACUUUAUGUAAUUUAGACCUAUGGCAUGUGUGCCAACGUGGGCUGUAAAAGCUCUAAAAAGCUCUAAAAGAUUCACCAUCACUGCUCUAGGCGAUCCUUUCACAAGCUCUGUAGAGAAACUUAAGUUUCUAAAUCGACACUUGGAAGAAUUUGAUAAUUACACUUGGAACAAAUGAAGUUCCCAGCAUUUUGGGUAAUGUUCUAUUAUGGGAAUUGGGAAUGCCUGUUUCCCAAUGUUUCAUUAUAAAUUUUUUCAAACAUAUAAAAAGUUAAAAUAAUUUUGUAAUAUACUACCUAGAAUCUAGUUAUUACACAUCCAUCAGUUUGUCAAUCCAGAUUUUUUUAAUUCAUUUAAAUUGCAGGCGUUUAUACUUCCUACUAAGUACUUCAUCACAUGUAUCAUUAACUAGAGUUUAAUAUUUGCUUGCGGGGCCGGGGAUUUAGCUCAGCGGUUCGGUGGCCUGCCUUGCCAAGCGCAAAGACCCCAGUUCAAUCCCCGGUACCAAAAAAAAUAUUUAUAUAUAUAUAUAUAUAUUUGCUUGCUUCCACUUUUCUUUUGAUGUAAAAUUACCAUACAGUGAAAUACAUAAGACUUUGUGUUGCAGUGACUCUUUUGGCAGAUGCAUUCAAUGCUGCCAAGAUAGAAAACAGCACCCUAGAGAGUUCUCAUGUGGCCCUUUCCAGUCUUUAUCUUCUCCUGCUUAACCUCCAAGGGUAACCACUGUUCUUAGCUCUACCAUAAGUUAGGGUUUCUGUUCUUCAGCAUACUGUAAAUAAAAUCACAUCAUAUACUCUUCUGUAAUGCCUCUUUGCCAUCAUGAUUGGGAGAUUUAGCCACGUAGCCGGAUGUAUAUUAUUAGUUCAUUCCUACUUAUGACUGACUAGUGUUGUAUUCAUUGUAUAUUGUAGUUUGUUUACUCAGUUUCCUAUUGGCUACCUGGACUGUUUCCAGGAUUGGCAAUUAUAAAUAAAGCUGCUGUGAUCAUUCUUACAUAGAUCUCUAUGAACAUAGGUGUUUAUUUUCUCUUGGAUAAAUAGGUUUCGAAUUGCUGGAUUGAUUAUAGGAUAGUUUUGAAAGAAAAUGUUUCUUUUUUCAAUGCAGUUGUACCGUGCCCUGAAUUUUAUAUUUUGAAUGUGUCAGGAAGGUGUAAACUAUUUUUUGAUCCAUAUUGAAAUAUUAGGAAAAGUAUGUUUGGGGUAGAAGUGGCAUCAUUCAUGGUUAACAGUAGGUAUAAUUUGAGGGAAGCAAAGACUUGUCUGCCAGAAACAUCUUCUCAGAAGUUUUCUAUGCUUGAAAUUUUAGCUUUAGUUUUUCUCCUUAAGAUUAAGCCCCGAGGAUGGUGAUAUAUUAGCUAGAAGAAGCAGCACUGGUUUGUUCAUAUUACUAACUUUUGCCACCUGUUUUCAGUAAGUAAAAUAAGACUCUCAUCAUUGAAUAAAAAAUACUAUUUGUUCAUGGAGUUGGGGGAUAAUUUUAAAACAUGUACCACUCCCAGGUACAGCAGUGUGACAGCCAUCUGUACAGGUAUGUCCCCCAAAUGGCUGUCAGCAAAGCAGAAAACAGGGUGGGAAGAAUUCUACCUCACAGUUUUGCAUAGGGGAUAGCUAUGCUUUUGCAGGACAUUUAAGCCUUUAAAAAUAAUAUUUCCAAUGUUGUUCUUUUCUUCAGUACAGUACUG